Molecule: messenger RNA, 1014 nt
Organism: Brassica oleracea var. oleracea
Lineage: Eukaryota; Viridiplantae; Streptophyta; Magnoliopsida; Brassicales; Brassicaceae
Product: SPX domain-containing protein 1
Exons: 2
Coding region: 96-857 (253 amino acids)
Biological process (GO): cellular response to phosphate starvation
Source: RefSeq, a predicted model, not a curated record
UUAUUAUAUCUCUCAACUUCAUUUCCACUUUCCCUCAUUUUUCUCACACUCAAGGAUUAAAAAAACAUAACAAAAAAAGAAGAAGAAAAAAAAGCAUGAAGUUCGGUAAGAGUCUGAGCAAUCAGAUCGAGCAGACACUGCCUGAAUGGCGUGACAAGUUCUUGUCUUACAAAGACCUCAAGAAGCGUCUCAAACUCAUCGACUCCAAAAGCGUAGAUCGCCCCACCAAACGUCUCCGGCUCGACGAGAGCUCCGUCGGGAUGUCGAAAGAAGAGAUCAGUUUCAUCCAGUUGCUGGAGGACGAGCUGGAGAAGUUCAACAACUUCUUCGUCGAGAAGGAGGAAGAGUACAUCAUCAGAUUAAAGGAACUGAGAGAUAGGAUUGGGAAAGCUAAAGAUUCGAAGGAGGAGAUGAUGAGCAUAAGGAAAGAGAUCGUUGAUCUCCACGGAGAGAUGGUUCUCCUCGAGAACUACAGUGCUCUGAACUACACAGGAUUGGUCAAGAUUCUGAAGAAGUACGACAAGCGAACCGGUGACCUCAUGCGCUUGCCUUACAUCCAGAAAGUUCUUCAGCAGCCCUUUUACACUACUGACUUGCUCUACAAGCUCAUCAAGGAGUCCGAGGCGAUGCUCGAUUGCUUCUUCGAGGAUCCAACGGUUUGUGCAGCAGAGUCUGAUGAGAGUGUCCAAGCGGAGCACAAGUUUAUGGAGAGCCUCCACAUGAAGAGUACGAUCGCUGCUCUGCGUGUUUUGAAGGAGAUCAGGAGUAAAAGCUCUACGGUGAGCGUCUUCUCUCUGCCGCCGCUCCAGUUAAACGGGUUAGACAAGAUUCCGUUGUUGGAGCAAGAAGCAAAAUAGAGAAGCUACGCCGUUCUAUUACAGUAGAAGCUAACGUAUUAUAAAAACCAUACAUUAUCAAUGUCUUUGGUCCUUUUAAAAGUCCUUAGGAGUUGUAACUUUGUUACUGUGUUUGUGUGUGGUCAUCUGAUAUAAUAUACCACUUUCAGAUUUUAUC